Messenger RNA from Schizophyllum commune H4-8, 1726 nucleotides. RefSeq lists its product as uncharacterized. Lineage: Eukaryota; Fungi; Basidiomycota; Agaricomycetes; Agaricales; Schizophyllaceae. The coding region runs from base 222 to 1394 and encodes 390 amino acids. The record is from RefSeq and is a predicted model, not a curated record. The transcript is spliced from 2 exons.
GUUUGACAGCGCCUUCUGUCCGUCGUCGCCAGCAGUGUCAGUCGAAGUCGUUGCCUCCGCAAUGAAGCGCUCACGCGCUGAUCUUCAAGGAGAUGAUUGCCAGCGCAUGUUGGGAUGAAACGGGUGGCGACUCCCUUCAAGAGGCGCGAGCCCUCUAAUCUACGUCCUCGCGUUAGCCUCGAGACAGAAACGUUUCUUCUUGCUUGUCUCUUUCCCUCACCAUGUCUGCUGCGGUUCAGGUGGUCGCUGCGCCGCAAGUCGUGUUCCCGGCCCCUCCCCCGACGAGCAACGUCCUCACCCCGCGCCAGCGCGCGCAGCUUGUGCGCACGACGAAGAAGCUAGGCCGCAUUCUGGGCGUUGCGCCGAGGGUUUUGGACGCGGAGAAUGUACCCUUCGACGCGGUGCAGCAUCGUCAUGCACCGACUGGACAUGUUCCAACCUUUUCUAUCGGUCGGUCAGCGGCGCAUUGCCGUAGCGAGUCUCCGUCGAGCGCUCGCACGCCCCAACCCGAUAGCGCAGCUGUACCGGUGCUUCGCCUCGCGCUUGCCACGGGGCCGCAUCCUCCUCAAUUGCAGCCUGCCUCGCCUCGGGCGCAUUCUUUUACCCUCGUACCCUCUGGUCGACCUGCAAGGAAGGGAACCGCUGCGGUGAGGGCGAACGUGGCUGGGAAGGAGAACGCGGCCGGCGGCAAGGCGUCCGGAAACGCCCUUCGCCGGCGGAAGCUGGACCGGUUGCGCCACACGCUGGGCGAGGGCGUCCCGCAGGAGUUGAUCUUCCCGUCUGGAGAGCGGUCCGACUCGUCCUCGAUGUCGAUGUCGUCGGGAGGGAGCUCUCUGACCUGUGUAACCCCACCGCGCGCGACGACCAGAACCUCAUCCGAGGGCAUGGACUGCUGUGAUCCGCAGGACGGUGGAAAACCGCCUCCGCGCCCCUCGACCGCGCUUGGCAUGCGGAGCGUCACCGACGACGUCCUCCGCGCGAUGUGCUCGACGCCUGACCUUCUUGGCGCGUCCUGGUCCGAUGCGGUCGAUGACGAGCCAGAGAUGGGACCGCCAAUAUGGCUGGCCUCGGAAAUGCCUCCUUCCUGGACAGCCGCGGCGGAGCUCCCACCCGCUUGGCCUGCGUGGGGCAUCCCCUCUGCCUCGGACGUCGAGUCCGCUUCGGAUUUCCCGUCUGGUUCUGGGUCGCCUGAUCGUUUGGGGUCGCCAAAUGCGUCCGGCCUUCCUCCAGCGUGGACAGCCUCCGUCGACCUGCCUCCUGCAUGGUCGGCAGACUACAGCGCGCCCCCGGUCUACCCCACCCCCGGUAUACCUGCGAUCUGGUGCGCACCCGGGUUCCCGCAGACAACGACGCGACUGGACGCGAUCAUGGAGAGCGAUGACGAGGAGCCGUAGCUGGGUCGUCCCCUCUCUUUUCUCGACUCUCUUCCCUGCGCGCCUCGCCUCAGCCUUAGCCCACUGCCCCUCCUUGUUAUUAUCCCAUGUAUCCUAUCCUGCGCAAUUGCUCACUGCUAUCAACUCUUUGUGGUCAGCUUUAGUCUGCUAUGCUUCACCCUACCUUACGGUCUCAAUCGUCUUUAUUGUGUUCACUGAUUAAUCGUAAUACUAGUAGUCACCUUCGUUAUACUUAUUCACCUAUGCGUUCCUUCUGUUGUACUCCUGAUAUACUCUAGUCGCUCGUUCUAUGAUAUCAGCUAUGCCCAGAAAAUACUAGCGCGCGAAUAAUU